Molecule: messenger RNA, 482 nt
Organism: Loa loa (African eye worm)
Lineage: Eukaryota; Metazoa; Nematoda; Chromadorea; Rhabditida; Onchocercidae
Exons: 4
Coding region: 22-318 (98 amino acids)
Cellular component (GO): BORC complex
Source: RefSeq, a predicted model, not a curated record
AUUUGUAGAAUGCAAAGCUGAAUGGCGUCAAAGGAGCUGCAAGCACGUUGCCGCAUACUGGCGGAACGCCUAUCGGAGAGUGCGCAUAUUGUUGAUCACGACCCAUCGUUAGCCCUAUAUCGAUUACACGAACAUGUUGGGAAAACUUUACCUGUGCUUGUGGCUCGAAAAUAUACAAUGAUUGAUUUGAAUUCCCGUCUCCAAGGUGCAUGUUUCGACUUGGACAACGUUCUUUUAACAGUGCAGUCAAUGAAAAAGGCUGCAUCGAGUUUCGAGAACAUUCAGGCAAUGCUUCGAGACUGCGUACAUCACAAAUAACAACUAAAUUACUCAACUAAAUGAUGCUUUUGAUCUGAAGGAAUGUAUUAUAAUGUAUAAGCACGGAAGAAACAAGGAAAUUCCCGUUGUAACAACUUAAGUUAUCCACAGCAUAAAACUUAAACAAAAAAAAUAAUGAACAAGACUCACUAAUGAAAGUGCAC